CGGCUUUGAGUGCACAAUUCUUUUUCUUCUUCGUCUCUGUGGUGGAAAAAAUUCAUCAUUUUGUGUGCAAAUAACACGAGUAACGUGAACAAUUUAUUAUAAAAAUUUUAAUCCAAAAGAAUCCAUAAAAUCACAAUGUCUGACGAAUCAUUCUAUGGUGUUACUUUAAGCGGCGAAAACAGCUCCGUCGAAUGGGAAGUGUUAUCCAACGAUGAAGAUUAUCCCCGCGGACAAAAACUAAUCAUCAGACAAAUUCUUUUGGGCGCUGAAGCAAAAGAGGAUGAAUUCAAUGUUGUAGAGGUACACACUGUUAAAGACAAUUUGAAGAUCCCCAUUGCUGUUUUGAAGGCCGGUGAAACACGUGCCGUCAAUCCCGACAUUGAAUUCUACGAAACAUCAGCUACAUUCAAAUUGAUCAGAGGCAAUGGCCCAGUUUACAUUCAUGGACAAAAUAUCAAAGACGAAGUUGAGGUAGUCGAUAUGGAUGAUGAUGAAACUGACGAAGAAGAUGAUGGUGAGGAGGAAGAAGAUGAGGCACAACCUAAAAAGAAACAAAAGUUGGAAAACAAUGCCGAAGGCAAAAAUGCCAAAAAUAAGAAGAAAUAAAUUUCUUAACAACACCUAGUACUACCUCUCUUAAAUUAUAUACAUAAUAUACAUAAAGAAAACACAACCGUUAAAAUUUAUAAAACCUCUUCCCCAUAAGUUUCUCUAUGCGUAAUACAUAAUUAAGAAACUAUAUUUAAGACUGCUCUUCCCGCUGCCCAUUUUCCAACUCAACAUUUUUUAAAUCCCACUGUAUACAAUAGCAGAGUAUAAAAAAGGGUUGGUAGGAAGAGCCUUAGUUCCUUGGUUUUUGUUUUUAAUUGUAUGAGUAUUUUUUCCAACAUUUUAUUACCUACUUUUGAGAACUUUAAAAAUUUUUAACAAUUUUUUUUACAUUUUUACAAUAAUUGUACAUUGUAAGUUACAAAAAAUUUCAACAUACUAAAAACUUUUUUUAUAUAGACAAGAACUGCUAGCAAAUACAGUUACUUAAAAAAGUGUUUAACAACUAGAAAACAGCAACAAAUAAAAGAAAAUUAUUCAGGUAAUCUUAAUUAAAACAGAAAAUAAUAAAUCAAUUAAAUUUAAAACAAAAAAAGAUAAAACACUUUGAUUGAUGCAUGUGCUACGGCUGCAUUUUUUAUAUACAAAAAAAAAAGCUAAAAAUUCGAACAUCAACAACAAACAACAUACAUUUUUAUAAAAUGAUAUGUAAACAAAAAUUCUGUUCUUUUCUGUCUUAAAAGAAAACUUACCACUAUAAGCUAAAUAAUUUAACAAACAAAAGAAAUACAAAACAAAAACAUAUUAAAAAUUCCAUUAUAAACAACAAAAAAAACUUUAAAAAAAUUAAAAAAGAACUCCAAAAUAAAUUCUGAAAAAUUAUUUGAAAAAAAA
Calliphora vicina (urban bluebottle blowfly) is the source of this 1443-nucleotide messenger RNA. RefSeq names its product Nucleoplasmin (gene Nlp). Gene Ontology annotation, cellular component: nucleolus; cytoplasm; nucleoplasm. Gene Ontology annotation, molecular function: histone binding; chromatin binding; RNA binding. The transcript is spliced from 3 exons. Bases 136 to 606 code for a protein of 156 amino acids. Lineage: Eukaryota; Metazoa; Arthropoda; Insecta; Diptera; Calliphoridae. Gene Ontology annotation, biological process: chromatin remodeling. The record is from RefSeq and is a predicted model, not a curated record.